UGUAUAUCGUGAGACUUAUAUCAAGAUAUUGUCGAGGUUCACAUCUCAUAUAUUAUUGAAAAACCUUUGAAAAAUUUUUCCUUUUCUUCUUGACAUGUUAUAAUUUUGUUCUCUAUUUCGAUGUAGCAAUGGAAAUAUUACAUUUUCUAUAUAAUCAAACGUGUAUGUAGAAAUAGUUUAUCCAAUUAUCUUGAGGACAUACUGCAAUGUAUUGAAGACAAUUAUUGCAAUUUUGUUAUUAUAAAGAUACAGAUAUUAAAUAUGCAAAAGUAAGUAGGAAAUAUCGAUGGAAAAUAUUGUUACCAUCGAGAAGUAACGUCAUAAGUCUAUAGACCUUCUACAGGGCCUUGUACCCUCGUGAAAUUAUGUUAUUUUGUCUUACUUCUCGCAUAAUAGAGAUUCUGUUAGGCUAAAGUUAUCUUGAGAGCAAUGAAUAUUGACCUAAUAUUUCCAUUAUUAUACUCAAAAAGUUAUAACACGUUAUAUAGUCUUAUACAACCCAAUUCUGCUAUAUUUAUUUUUCCGUUUACUUUUCUUUCCACACAAUUAAAUUAAUAUAACAUCUGAUAUAAUGCAUAUUUUGAAAUUGACGUAUACAAUUGUUACGAUAUCUGGAUGUUUUCGGCCGCAAUCGUGGACAUCUUUAUUUAAACGAACAGUUUACAAUAUCUACAGAUUAUAUGUAAUUAUCAUGUUGUACACGUUCACAAUAUUUCAAAUUAUGGACCUCGUCCUGUAUGUCGACAAUACUAACGACUUCACAAACAAUCUGAAUAUGAUGUUGACCGUAUCAAUUUCAUGCUAUAAAGUACUCAUCAUGUGUUUAAAUUAUGAGAAUAUUGUAGCGUUAAUUAACUAUCUUACCGAGGAGCCGUUUAAACCACUAGAUUCGGAUGAGAUGAAAAUUCGACGACGAUAUGAUAAACUAAUACGGAACAAUACAUUAAGGUACACACUCUUAGUUACGGCAACAUGCAUAAUCGUCAUUUCGUCUUCAGUAUUCACUGACUUUAGACACAAAAGGCUAAAAUAUAGAGAAUGGAUACCAUACGAUUAUUCAUCUUACAAGAUAUUUUGCUUCACAUAUGCUCAACAACUUUUAAGCGCAUGUUAUAGCGGUAUUGUAAACGUCGCAAUAGAUAGCCUUGUGUGCGGAUUGUUUAUGCACAUAUGUUGUCAAAUUGAGAUUUUGGAAUAUCGCCUGAGAAAAAUUUUGAGCAAUCAACUUACUGUUGCUUAUUGCGUACGGCAUCAUAAUCGAAUUUUUAA
Messenger RNA from Temnothorax curvispinosus, 1269 nucleotides. RefSeq lists its product as uncharacterized. The transcript is spliced from 2 exons. The annotation marks the transcript as partial. Lineage: Eukaryota; Metazoa; Arthropoda; Insecta; Hymenoptera; Formicidae. Gene Ontology annotation, cellular component: plasma membrane. The record is from RefSeq and is a predicted model, not a curated record. Gene Ontology annotation, biological process: detection of chemical stimulus involved in sensory perception of smell; sensory perception of smell. Gene Ontology annotation, molecular function: odorant binding; olfactory receptor activity.